GCUUCCUAUUCUAGAGCACUUCAAGUCGUGAUCGCAAUAUUUGAACAACCGCUGUACCGCUGUGAGAAGUUUGGGCAACACUCAACACCGUUACCGCUUUUAGAGGCUCUUCUCGGGAAACGUGUAGUUCCUGGCUGCUGUUGCACAGUGAAGAUGAGUUGUGAGGAUAUUAUUCCUGUGUGCGCAGUGCAACUUGGAGAAAACUUCUGCCUCUAUUUUGCAGAUGAUGAUGGGCUGGAAUGCGAUGCCUUGGCAGAGGAACAAAUUUUCCAACAUCGAGUCUUCCGAAAUGAAUAUAGGCAGUUGCUUGUGUUUCGACCAGAUCUGCAGCUGGCAGCGUUUGAGAAUGUGACAGAUCAGGAGAUGAAGUGUGGCAGUGGAAUGCACUUCAACAUUCACUGUUUCAAAACCACCACGCCUUCAGCAGGGAUGCCUGUUGCAUUCAGCAUUCAGAUACAGGACAAGAAUUAUUACAUGUGCUGCGAGGAAGAAGAAAUUGGGAAACCAAUAGUUCAAUUUAAGGAAGGAAAAGUUCCCACAGACAUUCCUCAAGAAAGCAACUUCAUUUUCUUCAAAAAGACAUUUACUUCUUGUAGCAGCCAAGCAUUCAAGUUCGAAUAUGCACUAAAACAAGGCAUGUUCCUGGCCUUUGAAAAAGAAGGCUGCCUGAGAAAACUAAUUUUAAAGAAAAUGUCAAGUGAAGAUGAAGUGGAUGAAACUAUGAAGUUUAACUUAAAUCAAAAUGAAAGUUAUAACUAGUGACAUACUUGGAUCUUCUUAAAAUGUAUUCCCUGACUUCAAAUAAAUAAAUAAAUAAAUGUUGUUCCUUCUUCA
Molecule: messenger RNA, 834 nt
Organism: Nothoprocta perdicaria
Lineage: Eukaryota; Metazoa; Chordata; Aves; Tinamiformes; Tinamidae
Gene: IL18
Product: interleukin 18
Exons: 6
Coding region: 154-759 (201 amino acids)
Biological process (GO): inflammatory response; immune response
Molecular function (GO): cytokine activity
Source: RefSeq, a predicted model, not a curated record